CUCUCGGUUGCUAUGGAGACCUGGGUCUAGGGCUGGCAGAGGACUGCAGGCGGAGGAGGCGUACCUUCCGCGGCCUGAGCCCAACCUGCGGCUUCGCGUUCCUGGUCGCUUAGCUGCCGCGCCCGGGACGGGUGACUGCGCGAGGCCCCGGGGAGGCGCUGCGGCGCGUUCUCCUUCCGGAAACCCCGGAGGCCCCGGCCCCCUUCCCUGAACCCGGCCGGUGGGAGAACCAAACGGCCUUCGCCGGCCUCACUCGCCGCUCCGCGGUCCCGGGGCUCCCGAGGGCACUGUUCCAGACGCCGGCCUUCGGUGUUCGCAGUGCCGCAUCUCCGUCCCCACAGCCCCGGGAAACAUCCGCCCUCUGGGAGAUGAUGCUUAAGGUAGAAGAAAACCCAUUUCCUGGAACACCUGAGUUGUGAUCGACGACAGUCAGGGGGCAAACAUGUUACAGUUGAAUGAACUGCAGUAUUCGAACGAAAACAAAGGCGAGGAGAUCUCCCAGCUCGCUUGCCUGUCACUAUCAGAUGACGAAGCAUCCAGCGAAAAAAACUCUGGCGGUGUUCCCGAAAAAGCUGGUUAUCCGGACCCCGUUUACGUGAUGGCAGCGAACAUUUUUCAGGGUAUUCGAAUCGAAAAGUCACCAGAGAAAGUCUUAAUAAAGUACGGGAAUAAACCCCUGCAGUUCUUGUCCGAGUCGGAGGAUGAAUCCUUUCAGCGCUCUUCCUACGAGCUGGCUUUCAGUGCCCUGAAGUAUCAAGAUAUUUUGGAAACUAUAUUAAUAGAUAGCUGUAUCAUUCCAAGUACUACAAUACCAGAUCAUUUGAACAGUCUAAUUAUCGUGAUGCUGUAUGAUUUCCAAGAGAGAAAAUUUCAAGCUCGUCUCCUUUCUGAUCAUGAAGAGUCCAUAGCAGAAGUUCAAGAAGUAGAGAACCUUCUUAAUAGUUUUAAGACAAAAUUGGCUGCAGCAUUGGCAAGAUGUCGAAUCAAACACGAUGCCCUUUCAAUUGACCACAUUCUCCCAGAAACAGUUCGGAACCAGGAACUGAGGGCCUCCACCUUGCCACUGUAUGCUUGGAUAAAUACGUGUAAAAUCAGCCCUGAAGAAGUUUAUCACAGUUUGAGGAAAAAAGGCUACAAUAAAGUGAAAUGUGUGUUGCACAUGGGUGGCAAAGUCUUUGCUGUGGACCAGCAUUGCUAUGAUGUCUUAAUUUUUCCAUCUCAUCUUAAAAGUGAUCUUCUAAAUAUAGAUCUUUUCAAAGAUUAUAAACUAAUAUUCCAGGACAAAUCUCGAAGUCUUGCUGUGCAUUCUGUAAAGGCGUUUUUAAAUAUGGAUGAUGAUGUCUUGAUGGUCAAUACAGGUUCGUGGUACACAGUUGCCCAUAUGUCCAUCUUAACAAAUAAUAAUUGCACAAAAAUAUUUGUGUGUGGAGUACAACCACAAACCAAGCAUCCUGACCUGAAGAACCUUUUCACACAAAUGGGAUGUGAAAAUAUUGAAAUACUUCCCGAGACAUUUCUUAACAUUGAAUCUAAAGAUAACAGGUUGCAGAAAGUUAAAGUGAUCCUGCUGCUCCCCCGUUGCUCAGGGCUCGGUAUUAGUAAUCCCGUAGAAUUUAUUUUAAAUGAGCAUGAAGAUACAGAUUUACUUAAAGAUUUCUCUCAAGGAGGCACAUCAGAAGAUAAACUUAAUGUUCUUGCCCAACAGCAAUAUAAACAGCUAACACAUGCAAUGAAAUUUGCUAAAGCUCAAGCAGUCGUUUACUGCACAUGCUCAGUUUACCUGGAGGAGAACGAAGCUGUCGUUAAGAAGGCACUGGAACUUCAAGACCUGGGGACUAAAGUACAACCUUAUAGGCUCAGUCCUCCUGUCCUCCCGCUGUGCUCCUUAAAGGACAUCCAGUUGUCGGCUGACAAGUUUUUCAGAAUGGAACCGUCUGAAAUCACCAAUGGUUGUUUCCUUUCUGUUCUAACAAGGGAGCGGGACCCAUCUGAGACGGUGUCUGUGAGAGACGUUUUGGCCCGCGCUGCAGCAAAGGGUCUACUGGACGGGAUUGAGUUGGGUAAACCUUCAAAACGGGAGAAGAAGAAAAAGUCAAAAACAACAUUGCCAAAAGCUUCCGCUACUAAUACUAACAGCAUUCAAUUGAAAAUCGCUGCGUUCCUGAAUCGAGAAGCUAAUGCAAAUACUAAUCGGUCAGAGACAUCGACAACGAAAACACCUCUCGCACAGAAAAGUACAACUCAAGUGGGUGCUUCCUCGCAGAUCAGAAAGCCCAAGCCUGCCACCAGCCCCUUAGCGCCCGCCUUCGCGAAGAACACGCCUCCCUCCAGAUCCUAUGAACGGCGCUCCAACUUCGUGAGACCUCGCCCCGAAGACAGGAUGGUUGUGCUGAAACCUGUGGAGAUUGUUUUGCCUCCAGUGUCCUUCCCAUACGCAGUCCCUCAAGGGAUCAGACCGCAGGCACUAGCUCCACGUUUUUACUAUCGCUGGGCUGGACCCAAGCCUGUUAUGUCUGGUUACCUUCCCACCACGUCAUUAACCAGAAAAGGGGAAAAACCUAAAAACUCACCUUCCUCCCUACUCAGACGUCGACCAUGGCUUUGACGGUCUUGGGUAUGUUUUUUUUUUAAACGGGUCAGGAGCAGUUGAUUUUUUUCAAAGUCUGAUUAUUUCUUUGAAGGUUAGACAUUCCUACACAAAAUACUGAUCCUUUCAGUCACUUAAUACCUUUAAGAGAAUUAGGACAAAUGAGAAACAGUAAUGUAGGUGGUUAAGUAAAGCAAAAUUCAGAUUUUGCUCAGUGCUCAGUGCUGAUCUGUUCUAGAAUGUUCACUUGUACACUCAGUUUCAGCUGUUAAAACGAGUCUCACUCUUGUUAACUUUCAGUGUGGACUUAGGCCACCACUUUUGAACAUUUUCAGUCAAUAUCAAGGUUCAUGUGUUUCUUAAUAUAAAAAUAUCCUUUAAGCAAGGGAUGCUAUGAGUUUUGUAAUGUGAUCGAGGUUGAGUAUGAGUAGGAAGAACAGGAAGCUCCAGAGCCCCAGGUGUGGUGGUUCACACGUCCAUUCACAGAGUGGAAACUGCUUCCCAUAGAAGAGCUCCCAGGACCCAGAGCAGAUUGAACAUAGUCAGCUCUCCCUUCUGUUUAUGCCCAAUGCCAUUAUAAAAAAAAGUGACUGUAAGCAAAUUUCCAUCUAAACGGUAAUAAUUCUGAGUAAGAGGCAAACUAUUCAAUACAACUGACACCUAUCAUCGAAGGAACCCAUAAAAAUUUGAUUCUAUUCAAAGAUCAGGUCAAAUAUUGAAAUCUACAUGUCAUUCCAAAUGGCUCACAGUAAUCAAAUUUUGGUAAUUCAUUUCUGAUGCACAAUUAAAAUAUAGCACUAUGUUAAUUUUAUUAAAAAUCUAUCUUGAAUGUGUUGUCUACCAAGAUUUGGUAUGAUUAUCAUUUCUGGGUCUAUUGAUUUUCCUACAUCAUGGCAAAAGAAAUUGCUUGACUAACAUUAAAUCGAGUAAGUUACAACUAUAAAUCCUAUUGUUCGGAGACACAUUCAUAAAGUUUGAAUUUAAAGUUCCAUUUUCAGAAUCCAGUUGUGUUGAACAGUGUUAUGUAAAUUUCUACAUGUUUAGUUGAGGUGCCAUUUUGGUAGAAUAUUAUCUCCUUCCACAUGGAUGUUUAGGUCUGUUUCAGCUCUAAUGUUCUAUUCUUUGUUUCUCACUUGAAGUGAAGAUAAAAAUGGUACAUGUCAGUGAAGAAAGGAAACAAAACUUUUUGUACUUGAACCAGACAUAUUUUAAAUAGCAAAAAAAUUCUGUUAUUCUUAAAAUGUACAGAAAUAUUUUCAAUGCUCAGCUUAUUUUACUAAUUUUGAAAAUCAAAAACUAUGUUUUAUGCUCUAAAAACUACAGUGUUUCACCCUCUUACUCCCACACUCUGUCUGGCUAAGAGUGUUCCAUUCCUCCGGGAGGUCCAUGCGGCUGAACUGAACUUUGUUCAGUGAAGAGCUGGUACACUGUCCCAGGGAUCUUUUAUCCCUUCCCUACCCUCGUCCCCUUGCUCCAGGCUGAAAGGGACUCCAUUGUCCCAGAGUAGCAGGUGUGAGAUUUUCAUGGUAAGUUAUAAGAAGAAAACUCUCACCGUUAAGAAGUAGUUCAGGAUACUUGCCUGAUCUCUAUAGCAGCGUGGGAUCCGCAUGAUGUCACUUUAGCCGCCUGUAUUCAGAACCUCCUGGCGUGCAUGCCACUAAAUGAUUUGUCUCUUUAGAAGUAUAUGGAGAUUCUGAAUUAAACCAUUCAUUAGUUAAGCCUGCAGUUUUCUUUGAGAAUCUUCUAAGAAGCACAUGGUCAAUCAUUUAGAUACUUCGGUAGAGUCAAAAGAGAAGAGUACUGAAAACAAUAUUCGAGAAUUCUAGUGAAGGAGAAUUAUUGGAUACAUUGACAUUUUUCUUUCUUGAGCUUCCUGGAGAAAGGUGUUGCAAAAAUCUAACAUAAUAAUUACUGGUAUUUAGAUACUCCAAUAGCAAAUUCAGAUUUUUAUCUAAAUUUACCUGAAACAAAAAUGCAAUUUUGUUCCUUGAGAGUAACUACCUUUGACAGAGUGAGUACAAGAGAUAAACUAUGAGGGAAAAUGCAAGAUGAGCAAAGAAUUGGUACAUACUUUACUUUCUACCUAUCUUCUUCCACAUGUCUAACACUUCAACUAAACCACAUUCAACUGGUUUGUUUUCCCAGGUCCCCUUGAGUAGGGAUUUAGUGCCUGUAGAACUCCAUUCUUCACUUUGGUGUCAGGUUCUUUCUAGUUCUUACCAGGUGGAAAUAUGCAGUAACUAAUCAAAGGUGAAUCUCGCAUCGCUGAAAUGAUUCUUGAGGUAAGAAUAAUUUGAAAAUAAAAUGACUAGAGUGAAGACACUAAACUCAUGUUUCUAUUCCUGCAUAUAUAUACAUAUGACCGAGAUGUCAGAUAAAUGAGUCAAACACUUUAUGAAGCUAAUUUUAUUCUCGCAACAUAUUACAUUUAAAUGUGUAGAAGUGGUCGACAGCUAAAUGGGCAGAGAGCAAAACCAGAUGUUCCUUCAGGAUAAAUGAGCUGCUCCGGCAGACAGAGAGCGCUCUCAUGGAUAAAGCGUGAGCAGUAUCUUUCUCCCUGGAGCUGAGAUACACUUCAUUUUACUGGUCCCAUAGCACACCUGUUAGCUGUGUGUUCGGGGAGCCUGGCAAACCAGGGAGUGAAGAGUUUUACUAGUUAAAUUGUGCGAAUAUGAGGGAAAUGCUCUUCGCGUUGCUUAUGAACUCCUGAGUCUGUGUUGCAAUGCUUGUGAAAACGAGUGUCACACAAGAAAAGGAGGAAAGACUCAGGGCUUUUACUAAAUGACGUUCUGUAGAAUUUUACCAAUGACCAUCAUAAAAUCAUAGAGUGGGAUUUUUAAAAAAGUAGCAGUGCCAACAGGUUAUCAGCAAGAACUUAUUUUAAUGGAAAUGAGUCUAAUGUCCCUUCAUGCAGGAAGACACAAACAAAAAACAAUGGUUCUCGUUAGCGAUGGGCGGACACACAGGGCAGGUGGACACGUGUCUGUCUUUCGGAUGAGAUCGCGCACGU
This is a messenger RNA of Phyllostomus discolor (pale spear-nosed bat), 5597 nucleotides long. RefSeq names its product NOP2/Sun RNA methyltransferase family member 7 (gene NSUN7). Gene Ontology annotation, molecular function: methyltransferase activity. Bases 443 to 2605 code for a protein of 720 amino acids. Lineage: Eukaryota; Metazoa; Chordata; Mammalia; Chiroptera; Phyllostomidae. The record is from RefSeq and is a predicted model, not a curated record. The transcript is spliced from 12 exons.